CGUCUGACUCCCUCGUGUCAGGAGGAAAAUCAACUGUGGCCUGAUCAGCUUUGCCAUGGAUGGAGAUCAUCACCUUCAGUCGCACCCAUCCGGCCCAACCUCGCCUGCGAAAUCGCCCGUCCGGCGACGCAGACCGCCCUUAUCUUGUACCAUCUGCCGGCGCCGGAAGCUAAAAUGCGACCGCGCCCUUCCAUGCGGACAGUGCAUCAAGUCCAAGACUCCUGACCAAUGUGUCUAUGUCGGACAGCAACCUUCCAAAUCCGAUGCGCGUCGGGUAGAUGACACGCCGCCACAACGCGCGCGUACCUCCGUCAGUCGGGCCAGUCCGGCUCACGGGGGUCUGUAUGUCUUCGACUCCAAGCAUCAGUUGUCUGCGAACAGGAUCACGAAGCCCAAGGCGCGCUCCGAUGAGCUGCACGAGUUGCGCAAUCGGGUGCAAUUUCUGGAGGCGGCGCUUUCCAAGGCGGGUCCCAUCCACACUCCCGAGAGCCUGGGGUAUGACGCACAGUCCGAGGCGGCGGUGCGCGUCGCCCCAGAAGCGCAGAACCUCACGGACGAUGUCAAGGCGCUUCCCUCAAGGUCGUGCUUUCGUGGGAAGAAGAGUAGGACGCGCUACUGUGGACGCUGCCAUUCGGCCGUGACUCUGGCUUUUUUCGACGAUGUCACUGCCUUCAUGCGAGGACAGCGCAGUAGUUUGAAGCGCAAUCCAGACUACAAGAAGUUCAAGAAUUUCAAAGGCGAGGUGUGGGCACGCGAGAGACAAGAUCACCAACGUGCGUUCCGCAACAAAUCCUGGAAUUUGGAGGAGAUGGUUCCGCCGCGACACGUGGCUGACGAGCUUGUGAAUCUGUACUUGUCAACCUUCGAGAUGACCUACCGCAUCUUACAUGUACCGACGUUCCUUGAAGAAUAUGAGGCUUACUGGACAGCAACCGGCCCACGAGAUCGAUGCUUUGUCGCGAAACUUCUAGCUUUGAUGGCCGCCAGCAGUUGCUUCCUUAGUCCCACGACGAAGAUUGAUGGCGGGGAAAAGCUGCAUGAAGCCGCAGCAGAAUGGAUCGCCGGAGCUCGCUCGUGGAUUGCGUUCACCUUGGUUAGCUCAAAUCUCGAUUUCAAUAUCCUACAGAUUGAGUGCCUCAUUGUAAUUGCACGCCAAGCGGAUGCUAUCGAUGGGGAUAUCGUUUGGAUAUCUUCUGGCUCUCUGAUUCGAAUUGCCAUGACCAUGGGGCUUCACCGGAGUCCGUACCGGUUUCACAAAAUGACCAAAUACUGGGCUGAGAUGCGGCGCCGGCUCUGGGCCACGAUUGUCGAGCUGGACUUGCAGUCGUCGAUAGACAAGGGAAUGCCGCCUAACCUGGAUCUCGAAGAAUUCGACUGCGAAGCACCGUCAAAUCUCGACGACUCUCAAUUGACAGAAGAUAUGACGGAAGAUCCCGUCCCGAGGGAUCUAGGGACAUUUACCCGCAGCACAUUCCAGGUUCUACUGCACCAGACACUGCCGUUACGAGUGCAAAUCGCCAAAGUUGUCAAUACUCUAAAACUCACACUCUCCUACGACGAAGCACUACGCCUGAGCGAGGAGAUAAACCAGUCAAUGCAGGAGGGCCUAGGCACGUUGCAUCGAAUGAGAACUGGAAUGCCUUCUCCGAUCGGCGAGGACCCUUCCUUUGCACAGUCAAUGCUGGUAUUCUUGAUGCGGCGCUCACUUCUGGUACUCAACCGCCCUUUCGCGCUAAGCAUUCUCCGGACACCGAAGUUUUCCUACUCGCGGAAGAUCUGUUUGGAAUCUGCGCUCCAAAUGCUCUCUUACCUCGAGCCCUCUACAGAGGCCCAAGCGUUGCCCCAGCUGGCGCAGCUCAGUGGCGGGAUGUUCCGCGACGAGUUUCUUCAUGCGGCUUUGACGGUGUGCGUGGAGCUGUACCUGCAAUCGUGCGAGUUCAGUCUCCCGCAAUCUUUGUCCAUGGGCCCGUCGAGCACGCUAACGUCGUUCAACGACCUGGUGCGGUCUCAGCAGGAAGUGAUGCUGCAAGCCGUGCAACGAACGAUCGAGACUUUUGGCAGCCGAAUGGGCCCGAGCGGCAAGGGCUGCAAGGCGUUUUUCUUCCUGACCAUGGUCCUGGCGUCCGUCAAGGCGCGCAUCAACGGACAAGAUCCACAGAAGGUGAUUGAGCAGGACGUGAUGAUAUGCAUGCGGCAAUGUGAACAAAUGAUGCGGGGGGCGUCUUGGGCUGCCGUCCGGGACCGUGGUGAAAUGGAUAACGCAGCCAUGGCCACUCCUGGUUCACUAUCGCUGGAUGCUGCAGCCCCGACCGACGCAUUUGACCCUGCUGCUUUCGGUUUGGAUGCCUCGCUUGAUUUCGGGAACUUGUUUGACAUGGCGGACUUUGGAGUGUCGGAAAUCUGGGAUCGAGAUUUCUUUGCCAGCUUUUAGCGUUCAGGACUGGUGGCGUUGGAAGAGGGACUGGGUUGGGUUUCGGCUGACAUACAUACCAUCAAUCAGAGGCGUUCUUAAAAGCACAUUAUUCCCUUGCAC
Aspergillus homomorphus CBS 101889 is the source of this 2533-nucleotide messenger RNA. Its product is annotated as putative C6 transcription factor. Gene Ontology annotation, cellular component: nucleus. The record is from RefSeq and is a predicted model, not a curated record. The transcript is spliced from 4 exons. Gene Ontology annotation, biological process: DNA-templated transcription; regulation of transcription by RNA polymerase II. The coding region runs from base 56 to 2431 and encodes 791 amino acids. Gene Ontology annotation, molecular function: zinc ion binding; DNA-binding transcription activator activity, RNA polymerase II-specific; RNA polymerase II cis-regulatory region sequence-specific DNA binding. NCBI's taxonomy places the organism in Eukaryota, Fungi, Ascomycota, Eurotiomycetes, Eurotiales, Aspergillaceae.